AGGGAGGGAGAGAGAGAGAGAGAGAGAAAGAAAGAGAGAGAGAGGGAGGGCUGGAAGUCAUGGUACUCCUGUCAGUGCCCUCAGAAAAUUACAUUUUUAAAGAACUCCAGGAAAGGCUACGCCCUAUUUUCCCAGUAACCCAAACCGCGUGAGUUUCCAAGUAAGUUCUUUUUGUUGUCUACCCUGUUUCUCUUCUCUUGAAAUUUAAACUCUGAGCGCUGAAGAUAAAGGGGAGAAGGAGGCAGAGGCCUGGCUCUCCCGAUAGCGACUAAGCAACGGGUAGCUAAGGAUCUCCGUCUUGCCGUAAAUGGGGAAACCCGCGCCCCCAAGAGGCCUUAACGCCCACAGCAGCUCGACCCCGCCGCUGGUAUCACGUGAUGGUGCGGCGCGGCGGGUAGACUACAACUCCCACUGUGCCGCGCGGCACGCCGGCGUUACAAAGCUCUCGCUCAUUGGUCGCUGGAGAUAUUUGAAAGGGGGGGCUGGCGCGGAAAACGAAGGUUGAGUCUUGGGUUUUUGCAGAGCUCUUCUUCUGGCAAGUAAGUCCUGGACCUGGUGGGGAGGCGACCUCUGGGGCGAUAAAGCCCAGAGGAACUCGUGAACGUGUGUACGUGCCAAGCCCUCCAACGCCAUGAGGAGCUUCAAAGGAAUCAACUUUGGGACCUUGCUAAGCAGCGUGAAGGAAGCUGAAGAGUUGCUGCCUGACUUGAAGGAGUUCCUGUCCAAGCUUCCAGCUGGUUCAUCCAGCUGCCGAUCUGAUGCCGAGAGGAGACAAGCUUGUGAUGCCAUCUUGAGGGCUUGCAACCAGCAGCUGACUGCCAAGCUGGCUUGCCCUAGGCACCUGGAGAGCCUGCUGGAACUGGCGGAGCUGGCUUACAAUGGCUACUUGAUGUCUACCCCCCAGCGCCCACCCCUGUACCUGGAACGAAUUCUCUUCAUCUUUUUGCGGAACAUUGCCACACAGGGAAUCCCAGAGGCCACACUCCGAUUCACAAAACCCCUUCAUGCCUGUUUGGUGCAUUGCUCUCGCCAAACUGCUCCCCAGGACUAUGAUGCUGUGGUGCGAGGCAGCUUUUCUCUGCUUUGGAAGGCAGCAGAAACCCUGGAGGAGCGGCGAGCUGCAUUAUCAACUCGGCUGAAGGCCUUGAGCUUUCUUGUACUCUUGGAGGAUGAAAGUACCCCUUGUGAGGUUCCCCACUUUGCUUCUCCAACAGCCUGUCGAGUGGUAGCUGCCCAUCAGCUAUUUGAUGCCACUGGGCACAGUCUGAAUGAAGCCGAUGCUGAUUUCCUAGAUGACCUGCUCUCCAGGCAUGUGAUCAAAGUUUUGGUGGGUGAGGGAGGGGGUUCUCCUGGUCCUCUUUCUCCCCACAGGGCCCUCUGUCUCUUGGAACUCACCCUGGAACGUUGCCGUCGCCUCUGCUGGAGUGGCCACCAUGCCAAGGCCACGAGAGUAGUGGAGAAGACCCAUGAUUACCUAAGGAACACCAGUCUGGCCCCCAGCCUCCAGUUAUGCCAACUUGGAGUUGAACUGCUACAGGCUGGGGAGGGAGGAUCCCAGGCACUGGCCGAGCUUCUGAUCAAGGCAUCAGCUGUCCUGAACAGCAGUGUGGAGGCACCAUCACCCCCAUUGCGGGCAUUAUGUGACAGCUGCCAGUUCUUCCUCUCAGGACUGGAGCGAGGCAUCAAGAGACGCUAUGGACUGGAUGCUGUUCUGGGCCUCUUUGCUUUUCUUGGCGGGUACUGCUCUCUCAUCUGGCAGCUGCAGGAUGGUGUCUGUGGGGAUUCCUCCAAGCAGCAGCAGUCUCUAGUUCAGAUGCACUUUCAGGGACUUCACCUCUACACUGUGGUGGUUUAUGACUUUGCGCAAAGCUGUCAGGUAGCUGAUUUGGCUGACCUGGCCCAGCUGGUGGAAAGUUGCAAAUCUACUGUGGUCUGGAUGCUGGAGGCCUUACAGAGCCUGUCAGGCCAAGAGCUGACUGACUACCUGGGCAUGACUGCCUCUUACACCAGUAACUUGGCCUACAGCUUCUAUAGUCACAAGCUGUAUGCCGAGGCCUGUGCCAUCUCUGAGCCCCUCUGUCAGCACCUGGGGUUGGUGAAGCCGGACACCUAUCCUGAGGUGCCUCCUGAGAAGUUGCACAGGUGCUUCCGGCUGCAUGGAGAGAGUUUGAAGAAACUGGGUAAACAGGCCCAGGGUUGUGAGAUGGUGACUUUGUGGCUGACAGCCCUGCAGCCCUGUGGCCCCCAACACAUGGCUGAGCCUGUCACCUUCUGGGUUCGGAUCAAGAUGGAUGCAGCCAGAGCAGGAGACAAGGAGCUACAGCUGAGGACUCUGCGAGACAGCCUGAGUGGCUGGGACCCAGAGACCCUGGUCUUCCUGCUGAGGGAGGAGCUGCAGGCCUAUAAGGCUGUGCGAGCGGACACAGGGCAGGAACGGUUCAACGUCAUCUGUGACCUGCUGGAGCUGAGCCCUGAGGAGACACCGGCUGGGGCCUGGGCUCGAGCCACCCACCUGGUGGAACUGGCUCAGGUGCUCUGCUACCAUGACUUUGCCCAGCAGACCAACUGCUCUGCCCUGGAUGCUAUCCAGGAAGCCCUACAGCUUCUGGAGUCUGUGAGGCCUGAGACCCAGGCCAAGGAUCGGCUUCUGGAUGAUAAAGCACAGGCCCUCCUAUGGUUCUACAUUUGUACCCUGGAGACCAAAAUGCAGGAAGGUAUCGAGCGGGAUCGGAGAGCCCAGGCCCCUAAUAACCUGGAGGAAUUUGAAGUCAAUGACCUGAACUAUGAAGAUAAACUCCAAGAAGAUCGUUUCCUAUACAGUAACAUUGCCUUCAACCUGGCUGCAGAUGCUGCUCAGUCCAAAUGCCUGGACCAAGCACUGGCCCUUUGGAAGGAGGUGCUUACAAAGGCACAAGCCCCCGCUGUACGGUGUCUCCAGCAGACAGCAGCCUCACUGCAGACCCUAGCAGCCCUCUAUCAGCUGGCAGCAAAGCCCCUGCAGGCUCUGGAGGUCCUCCUGCUCGUACGGAUCGUCUCCCAGAGACUGGAGGACCACGCGAAGGCAGCCGGCUCCUCCUGCCACGCCAGCCAGCUGCUUCUGAUGCUCGGCUGUCCCAGCUACGCCCAGCUAUACCUGGAAGAGGCAGACUCAAGCCUGAAGCUUCUGGAUCACAAUACUGACACGUACCUGCUCCUUUCGCUGACCUGUAACCUACUUCGAAGUCAACUCUACUGUGUUCACCAGAAGGUGACUGAGGGUGCCUCUCUGUUGCUGUCUGUGCUUCGGGACCCUGCCCUCCAGAGAUCAUCCAAGGCCUGGUACUUGCUGCGUGUCCAGGCCUUGCAGGUGGUGGCAUCGUACCUCAGCCUCUCAUCAGACAGCCUCUCAGCCUCCCUGCGGGAGCAGCUCUGUGCCCAAGGCUGGCAGACGCCUGAGAUUGCACUCGUCGACUCCCAUAAGCUCCUCCGAAGCAUUAUCCUCCUGCUCCUGGGCAGUGACGUGCUCUCGAUUCAGAAGGCGGCUGUGGAGACCCCAUUUCUGGACUAUGGUGAAAAUCUGGUACAAAAAUGGCAGGUUCUGACAGAGGUGCUGAGCUGCUCAGAGAAGCUGGUCUCCCGCCUGGGCCAUCUGGGUUGUGUGAGCGAAGCCAAGGCCUUUUGCUUGGAUGCCCUGAAACUUACGACGAAACUGCAGCUACCACACCAGUGUGCCCUGUUCCUGGUGCUGAAGGCGGAGCUGGAGCUGGCACGCACUGACAUUGACCUCUGUGAGUCGGACCUGCAGCAGGUUCUGUUCUUACUGGAGUCUUGCACAGAGUUUGGCGGGCUAGCCCAGCACCUGGACUCCGUGAAGAAAGUCCACCUGCAGAAGGGCAAGCAGCAGACCCGGGUCCAUCGUCCUCCAGAGCUCCCUGAAGAGGAGCCCUUCCUAAGAGGGCCUGCCCUGGAGCUGGUAGCCACUGUGGCCAAGGAGCCAGGUCCUGUGGCACCUUCUACUAACUCCUCCCCUGUCCUGAAAGUGAAGCCCCAGCCCAGCCCCGGCUUCCUAACCCACCUGCCCACGUGUGACUGCUUGCUCUGUGCCAGCCCCGUGCUCUCGGCAGUCUGUCUGCGCUGGGCAUUGGUCACAGCGGGGGUGAGGCUGGCUUUGGGCCAUCAGGCCCAGGGUCUGGAUCUGCUGCAGGUCGUGCUAAAGGGUUGCCCUGCAGCCACUGAGCGCCUCACCCAAGCUCUACAAACUACCCUGAAUCACAAAGCACCUCCCUCCCCUGUCCCGAGCCUCUUGGAUGAGAUCUUGGCUCAGGCCUACACACAGCUGGCACUGGAGGGGCUGAGCCGGCCAUCACACAAGAGUCUGGGGAAGGUCCUGGAGUCGGGGCUGAAGUUUGUGGCAGCACGAGUACCCCACCUGGAGCCCUGGCGAGCCAGCCUGCUCUUGAUUCGGGCCCUUGCAAAGCUGGCCGGCCUCAACUGCUGCACUACCCAACUUUUUGCAAGCUCCUGGGGCUGGCAGCCACCAUCAGUAAAACCCUCCCCAGGCUCAGAGCCCUCUAAGCCGCGAAGCCAAAAACUUUCUGGAAGGGGGCGUCAGCGGGCAGCCUCAUCUACCCAGCCCCUCCAUAAUACCUCUCUGAAAAGUCUGGAAGGUGGAGGACUGCCCUGUACACCGAAGCCUCCAGGCCAGGUCAGGCCAGCAGGCACUCGAGUCCCUUUUACUGUGUUUGAGGAAGUUCUCCCUACAAAGAGCAAGCCUGAGGUUCCCAAGGCCCCUAGAGUACAACAGAGGGUCCAGACGCGCCUCAAGGUGAACUUCAGUGAUGACAGUGAUUUGGAAGACCCUGUCUCAAUUGAGGCACAGCCUGCAGAGGGGCCCAAGAGACGGGGCACUGCUUCCCGGGGCCGGGGCCGGGGCCAGGCCAGGAAGAACCCGAGCCUGAAGACAGUUGCAGUGGCAGCCUCAAGUAGUGCCCCUGGGCUCCCAGGCCUGGGUGGUAGGAGCCGGAGGGCCAAGAAGGUGACAUCAGGACACUGUGAGGAGCUGGGCUCUGAGAUCAUGAGGACCAUCCCUGAGGAGGAAAUGACUGAAAACCAGAUGGAAAUGAGCUUUGAGAUCCUCAGGGGCUCUGACGGGGAAGACUCAGCCUCAGGUGGGAAGGCACCAGCUCCAGGACCUGAUACAGCCAUAGGAGAAUGUGAAGUGUUGAGACGUGAUUCCAGUAAAGAGGAGCUGCCGGUCCCAUGCCCAGACAAGGAGAGAGACAAGGGUCUUGGUCCUCGGCUCCGACUCUCCUCUGCCCCUGUAGCCAUUGGUCUCUCUACCCUGGAUUCCAUCUGUGACUUAUUGACCAUUGCUUUCCGUGGGGUUAGUCAUUGCCCUCCUAGUGGACUUUAUGCUUACCUCUGCCGCCUCCUGGCUUUGUGCUUGGGCCACCGGGAUCCCUAUGCCACAGCCUGCCUUGUCACUGAGUCUGUGUCCAUCACCUGUCGCCACCAGCUGCUCACCCACCUCCACAGGCAGCUCAGCAAGGCCCAGAAGCACCGGGGAUCACUCGAAAUGGCAGACCAGGUGCAGAGGCUGAGCCUGCAGGACAGGCCUGGAGAUGUCCCCCUGGCCCGCAUCCAGCACCUCUUUUCCUUCAGGGCUUCAGGAUCUGGUCAAUUCCCUGAGCCUGAGAAGGAGAGUUUCCAGGAGCGCCUGGCUCUGAUCCCCAGCGGGGUGACUGUGUGUGUGUUAGCUCUGGCCACGCUUCAGCCUGGAACCGUGGGCAACACCCUCUUGCUGACCCGGCUGGAAAAAGACAAUCCCCCAGUCACUGUGCAGAUCCCCACCGCCCAGAGCAAGCUUCCUCUGAGUUCGGCCCUGAAAGAGUUUGACACCAUCCAGAAGGAACAGAAAGAGAACAGCAGCUGUACUGACAAGCGAGAAUGGUGGACAGGACGGCUAGAACUGGACCAUAGGAUGGAGGCUCUCAUCAUUUCCCUAGAGAAGCAUGUAUUGGGCUGCUGGAGGGGACUGUUGCUGCCAUCCAGUGAGGACCCUGGCCCUGCCCAGGAGGCCUCCCGCCUACAAAAGUUGCUGCAGGAAUGUGGCUGGGAAUAUCCUGAUGCAGCUCUGCUGAAAACCAUGCUCAGUAGUGCCAGUACCCUCACCCCUCAGGACAUUGAGACCUUGGCCUAUGGGCUGUGCCCAGCCCGGCCAGAACGAGCCCAAGAGCUUCUGAGUGAGGCAGUACGACGUCUUCAGGGUCAGACAGUACCAAGCAAUAGGCAUCUUGUCUUAGUGCUAGACAAGGACCUGCAAAAGCUGCCAUGGGAGAGCAUCCCCAGUCUCCGGGCACUGCCUGUCACUCGGCUGCCCUCCUUCCACUUCUUACUCAGCUAUUCCAUCAUCAGAGAGUCAGGGGCCUCGGCAGUGCUAAGCCAAGGGGUGGAUCCACGCAAUACCUUCUACGUCCUGAACCCUCACAAUAACCUGUCAAGCACAGAGGAGCAAUUUCGAGCCAAUUUUAGCAGUGAAGCUGGCUGGAAAGGGGUGGUUGGGGAGGUGCCGAGCCCAGAACAAGUGCAAGCAGCCUUGACAGAGCAUGACUUAUAUAUCUAUGCAGGGCACGGGGCGGGUGCCCGCUUCCUGGAUGGACAGGCCGUCCUGCGGCUCGGCUGCCGGGCAGUGGCCCUGCUGUUUGGCUGCAGCAGCGCAGCCCUGGCUGUGCAUGGAAACCUGGAGGGGGCUGGCAUCGUGCUCAAGUAUAUCAUGGCUGGCUGUCCCCUGUUUCUGGGUAACCUCUGGGAUGUGACUGACCGUGACAUUGACCGCUACACGGAGGCUCUGCUGCAGGGUUGGCUUGGAGCAGGCCCAGGAGCCCCUCUUCUCUACUAUGUCAACCAGGCGCGCCAGGCUCCCCGACUCAAGUAUCUUAUUGGGGCUGCACCUGUGGCAUAUGGCUUGCCUGUCUCCCUGCGGUGAUCCCUUGGAGCUGUCCUAUCACAGAUAGAAGCCAUGUGACUGUUCUACCUCCUGUUCUUAGAUUUAACCCUUAGGAUAAAUAUUUUAAAUGACUUUUCCAGUGUUUUAUAUGAAAUAUUUCGUUUUUAUUUAACCUUAAUAUAAUAAAGAUGUAACAUUUAAA
Molecule: messenger RNA, 7127 nt
Organism: Panthera uncia (snow leopard)
Lineage: Eukaryota; Metazoa; Chordata; Mammalia; Carnivora; Felidae
Gene: ESPL1
Product: extra spindle pole bodies like 1, separase
Exons: 31
Coding region: 632-6964 (2110 amino acids)
Biological process (GO): meiotic chromosome separation; proteolysis
Cellular component (GO): cytoplasm; mitotic spindle; centrosome
Molecular function (GO): cysteine-type endopeptidase activity
Source: RefSeq, a predicted model, not a curated record